This is a messenger RNA of Erigeron canadensis, 669 nucleotides long. Its product is annotated as putative lipid-transfer protein DIR1. The transcript has 2 exons. Gene Ontology annotation, biological process: systemic acquired resistance. The record is from RefSeq and is a predicted model, not a curated record. Gene Ontology annotation, molecular function: fatty acid binding. The coding region runs from base 24 to 380 and encodes 118 amino acids. Lineage: Eukaryota; Viridiplantae; Streptophyta; Magnoliopsida; Asterales; Asteraceae.
GAAACAAACAACUUAAAAAGCAAAUGGAAGCUUCAAUGAAGAACAUAUGCCUUUUUGGUUUUGUUAUGGUUCUGGUGAUUGCUGGGUUGAGUGAAGUGAGUGGAGCUGGUGAGUGUGGGAAAGCUAACCCUGAAAUGGAGGCGUUCAAGCUCGCUCCUUGUGCUUCAGCUGCAAAUGAUGAAAACGCAUCGGUUUCCUCCAGUUGCUGUGCUGCUGCAAAGAAAUUGGGCCAAAACCCAAAAUGCUUGUGUGCAGUUUUGAUGUCUAACAUUGCCAAGAGUUCUGGUGUGAAUCCUGAGAUUGCAAUGACGAUUCCAAAACGAUGCAACAUAGCUGAUCGCCCUGUUGGUUACAAGUGUGGAGCUUAUACUUUUCCUUAAAAGCUACCAGAUUCCGUGGAAGUUAUAUGACAUUUUCAAAGUUGUACCAGUGAGUUUGGGCUGUAUCUUAGUUGGUUAUUUCUAGCUAAGGGUUUCUGCUCAUUGUGUUUAGUAAAUAAAUUACUGGUAAGUAGUUUGAUUGUGUGUCUUAGAUAACUUCCAUGUUGUUCUUUAAUGUCUUUCAUUAAUGGGCUGCUGUUCUUUCCCUUGUAUCAACUUUUAUAUGGUCAGCGAUUAUAUAACUUAAAAAGGAAUGCAAUUUGCUAUUUGGAUUUGACAUAUUUUGAUA